Eubalaena glacialis (North Atlantic right whale) is the source of this 4936-nucleotide messenger RNA. RefSeq names its product vascular endothelial zinc finger 1 (gene VEZF1). Gene Ontology annotation, biological process: regulation of transcription by RNA polymerase II. The record is from RefSeq and is a predicted model, not a curated record. The transcript has 7 exons. The coding region runs from base 454 to 1980 and encodes 508 amino acids. NCBI's taxonomy places the organism in Eukaryota, Metazoa, Chordata, Mammalia, Artiodactyla, Balaenidae. Gene Ontology annotation, molecular function: RNA polymerase II transcription regulatory region sequence-specific DNA binding. Gene Ontology annotation, cellular component: nucleus.
GUCGGGGCUCCCCCCCCGCCCGCGCUCGCCGCGGCGGUGGUGCGUCCCGGAGGUUACCGGAAGUGGCCGCGCUCGGCGCUGCCAUGUUGAGGAGCCGCCGCUGCCGCUGCCGCCGCCGCCGCCGCCGCUUUGUUGUCGCCUCCUCCGCCUGAGGAGGCUCCCCGAGCGGGGGGAGUGGGGAGGAGGGGGGUCGGCCGCUGCAGCCAUGGAGGCCAACUGGACCGCGUUCCUGUUCCAGAGAACAAGUUGGGGAAACCCAGUUCCCCUCUUAGAAGGCUUCAUAUAGAAGUGUGGGGAUCCUAGGAAUCCUCAGAGAGUGAUUCCCGUAGUGGGCGAGGCAUUCUACAGCAUUUCACCCGAGAAGCAGGGACCUGGUGUGACCCUCCUGUGAGAGUGAGCUUCAGCAAUGCUGUAAAAAUACUUUAUGUUGCCACAGACAUCUGAAUUGGUAAAAUGGCAGCCCACGAAGCCUCCCAUCACCAACAGCAGGCAGCACAGAACAGCUUGCUGCCCCUCCUGAGCUCUGCUGUGGAGCCCCCUGAUCAGAAACCAUUGCUUCCAAUACCAAUAACUCAGAAACCUCAGGCUGCUCCAGAAACAUUAAAGGAUGCCAUUGGGAUUAAAAAAGAAAAACCCAAAACUUCCUUUGUGUGCACUUACUGCAGUAAAGCUUUCAGGGACAGCUAUCACCUGAGGCGCCACGAGUCCUGCCACACAGGCAUCAAGUUGGUGUCCCGGCCAAAGAAAACCCCCACCACGGUGGUUCCCCUUAUCUCCACCAUCGCUGGGGACAGCAGCCGAACUUCGUUGGUCUCAACCAUUGCAGGCAUCUUGUCAACAGUCACUACAUCUUCCUCGGGCACCAACCCCAGCAGCAGUGCCAGCACCACAGCUAUGCCCGUGACGCAGUCUGUCAAGAAACCCAGUAAGCCUGUCAAGAAGAACCAUGCUUGUGAGAUGUGUGGGAAGGCCUUCCGAGAUGUGUACCACCUCAAUCGGCACAAGCUCUCCCAUUCGGACGAAAAGCCCUUCGAGUGUCCUAUUUGUAAUCAGCGCUUCAAGAGGAAGGACCGGAUGACUUACCAUGUGAGGUCUCACGAAGGAGGCAUCACCAAACCCUAUACUUGCAGUGUUUGUGGGAAAGGCUUCUCGAGGCCUGACCACUUAAGCUGUCACGUAAAACAUGUCCAUUCAACAGAAAGACCCUUCAAAUGCCAAUUUUCCUCCCUCAUGCAGACGUGCACUGCUGCCUUUGCCACCAAAGACAGACUGCGGACACACAUGGUACGCCACGAAGGCAAGGUAUCCUGUAACAUCUGUGGGAAGCUCCUGAGCGCAGCAUACAUCACCAGCCACUUAAAGACACACGGGCAGAGCCAAAGUAUCAACUGUAAUACAUGUAAACAAGGCAUCAGUAAAACAGCGUGCAUGAGUGAAGAGACCAGCAGCCAGAAGCAGCAGCAGCAGCAGCAGCAGCAUGUGACGAGCUGGCCAGGGAAGCAGGUAGAGACGCUGAGACUGUGGGAAGAAGCUGUCAAAGCAAGAAAGAAAGAAGCUGCUAACCUGUGCCAAACCUCCACGGCUGCUACGACACCUGUGACUCUCACUACUCCAUUCAAUAUAACGUCCUCUGUGUCGUCUGGGACUAUGUCAAACCCAGUCACAGUGGCAGCUGCAAUGAGCAUGAGAAGUCCAGUAAAUGUUUCAAGUGCAGUUAACAUAACCAGCCCAAUGAACAUAGGGCACCCUGUGACUAUAACCAGUCCAUUAUCCAUGACCUCUCCAUUAACACUCACUACCCCAGUCAACCUCCCCACCCCCGUCACUGCCCCAGUGAAUAUAGCACACCCUGUCACCAUCACGUCUCCAAUGAACCUGCCCACGCCUAUGACUCUAGCUGCCCCUCUCAAUAUAGCAAUGAGGCCUGUAGAGAGCAUGCCUUUCUUACCCCAAGCUUUGCCUACAUCACCACCUUGGUAAACAGUAUUAUAAAAUCAAAAUAUGGGUUAAAGUAAAUAUUUACCAGCAACUUUUAGUUUAUUAAAGCAAAAAGUAAACCAUGAAAUUGGGAGAUUUAUUACAUUAGUUAAUAAUAGUGUAGUAGCAUUAUUCUCCAAUUUGGCUGGGAUUGUUCAAAGUAGGGUGUGUAUGUCACUUAUCACUGGACCACUUUAGUUUAAUCAGAAAUUCCUUUUAGCUGACAGCAUUGCUUAAACAGGAUAGUAGUUGGCAAGAUGAAACGCCGGAAUUAAAACCAAUCAUAAAAAAACAAAACCCAUUUCAAAAUUAAAAAGCAGCAUUACUGUUUCUGAUCCCAAGAAAUCAUUUUAUUCUGAACACUAGCAGAACUCUUCUCCCCAUAUAUACAAGGUGGAUGGCUGAUCUUAACCUGUUCUAAAUCCAUGGAUUGAGAGCUAGUGUAAAAUUGUCUGUGUUUAUUGUUUUUAUGAGUAAAUACAUGCAUUGUCAUAAUAAAAUGCAUUUCAGAGAAUAUGCAUUUUACCUUUGGGAAUAUGUUAAUUUCAGGCAGCAUUCCCUAUGGGAAAGGUGAUACCAGCUCUGAUAUGCAAAGCAUAUGAUAAUUUAUCAUUCUAUCUUCAACAUAUAAUAGGGAUUGUGACCUGAUAUUUGGAGAUGUAAAUAUUGCUCAGCAUACUAAUCCUGAUGGAAUAUAGCAUUGUAGUUGACUUUUUUAAAAAAAUUUUAAAAAAAAAACAAACAAAAUAUACACAUUGUGUUUUGGUAAGAAAAGGCCGCAGCUGACAGAGGAGAAGUCAAGUGUGCGGACUGGCAGACUCCUAACAAACGGAGGCCAAUGGGACUCCUAUCUAGGGGUCAAGGAGUACUUUGGAACAGUUAAAAUAUAUUGCUUUAAUUGGAAGACGCUGGAGGCACUGGGAUGUGAUAUGCCCCUCUCUCUCCCAAUCAGAGUCUGUUGAUAUUUCAACAGGGAAAGAUGUGUUAGUUGCUCACUAGAGUUUAUGUCUUAUAUUAAAUUGUAUACAGUUUUUAUUCUAACCACUAACUAGGUAGUAUGCCCCUUCAGAACAAGCAGAGUGUAUCUUUUUUUUAAUUUCUCCUUCUGUUUCUUAAUCAAGUAUUGUGCAGAUUUGUUCAACUUUGUAAAUAUGGACAUCACUUUUUUUCCUUUGAGAAAACACUUGUAUCAGCUUUGUCGGGUUUUCAGGGAGACAGCUGUCUGCACUCCCUGCAGAAAUCCAGCAAUGAUUGUGCACGUUAAGACAUGUGCUUUUUAUUUCUUAGCAGGAUGUUUUAUCUCUGUACAUAAAGUAGAAACCAAAAGCUAGGGAGACAGAUACUCUUUACACCAUCAUGCCACACAUUAAUGUUUUUAAAACAUUGUGUUUUGAAAAAAAGUUACUAAAACCAAGAUGCUGUGAUUUAUUUUUUUUUAAGUUGCAAUAUGUUUUUGGUUUUUUUUCCUUUUUUUAAUCUUGAAGUUAAGAGAAAUGGACAUUAGUUGUGUUAAUCUUGCAGAAUGUUUGCAGGACUGACUAUCAAACUGGAUGACUUCCAUUUAUACCCCACUGUGUCAGUUCAGGCAUCAAAAUACCUUGCAUCUGAGGCAGACUUCCUACAUCAGGGACAGGUAUCUGUGUGUCAUUAUACAAAACAGUUCGAGGGGGUUGAACUACGUAGUAAAAAAAUGAAAUAAAUAGUACUUAGUGUAAAAUAAUUUUAUAAAUGAUCUUUUGUACUUUAGGACAUUAAAUUGUACAACUUUUGUAUAUAUAAAAGCUUAGGAACUUUCUGUUUAGCAGGAAGGCAACACAUUCCUACACUUUUAAUGUAUAUGUUUGUUAUAAUGUCCAUGUAAACAUGCCCUAUGUUUGUGCCUUUUAAUUAGUUUGUCUCAAUAAACAAAAUGUAGAGAAAAAUAUGUAGCUAUGACUUUGUUACAACUGUUCCUAUCCACAGUACCAAAAUGGUUUGUUUUUAAUAUGUAGAGCAUUAUGUGUGGACUACUGGAAGGACUCGUGUAGGGAAGGCCCAUGCGUGGCCCUGCUGAGGCCUCGAUUGGGCAGGUCGUGGCCACAUUUGGAGGAAGCCAACGUUUCCUGGCAUGCAGCCCCAGGACCGGGUUCUGGCUCUGCCUGCUGGGACCUGCCAUCUCUCUGUGGCUGGGCUGGCAAUCACAAUCCUCUAUGAUUGAGAUGGCCCCGGCUUCCUCCACAAUGGCCCAAGGAGCAGUCCUCAGUGGGGGCAGGUGUGGACCCUACCCCCAGGCUAGAGUGUGGUCGUCAGAACCCUGAAAGUAUUAGUUCUUUAAAAAAAAAAAAAAAAGAUAUAUACUAGGAAUGAUUGCUUUAUCAAUUCAUUGUAUAAUAAACAGGAGUGAGACUUCAUUGUAUGACUUCAGUUAAAAUGAUAUUUUGUAUGCAUUCUUUAUUCACUUAAGCUUGUCUGCAAUAAUAAACCCAUGUCGUGUCUUCUUUUGGGAGGGAGAGAGUUGGCAGGCUGGGGGUGGCAGUGGGCCACUGAAAGCAGGGGCCGAGUAGGUUGUGUGGUGAAAUUCUCCUGUCUUGGAACUGGAAUUGAGUUUUGAUGCUGAUGAACUGAUUCAACCAAGUGUUGAAGGCACGACGGCCACCGCUCACGAGAAAAGCAGAGAGUUUGUUUUUCUCUUCUGGUUGUAACCUGGUUGAGAGCUUCCCCUUUAUCAGAUUGGCAGCUAAACAGUUGUAUUAGAUCAUUGUCAAAUCUGACAUCCAGCCUGUUACGCUCUAGGGCUCGCUGCUUGGCCUACAUUUGCCUUUUAUUGUGUAUCCAUUUCCCUCCUAAGGUGUGCUCCUAAACGAAGGUUUCUAUGUAAGCAGAUGGAUGAUUUUUCCUGUCAAUACCAGCACUGUAUUACUAACAUGCAAAAACUGCAGAUUUAUUUUGACAAAUUAAAGUUAACCGGUCACAAAUGUUA